Syzygium oleosum is the source of this 3758-nucleotide messenger RNA. RefSeq names its product protein SIEL. Gene Ontology annotation, cellular component: endosome. Lineage: Eukaryota; Viridiplantae; Streptophyta; Magnoliopsida; Myrtales; Myrtaceae. The transcript is spliced from 9 exons. Gene Ontology annotation, biological process: intercellular transport. Bases 46 to 2919 code for a protein of 957 amino acids. The record is from RefSeq and is a predicted model, not a curated record.
UGCAGAGCAGAAGCAGAGCAAGGCACGCUUCACCUCCCAGCCCCGAUGGAACCGCCGGCGGCGAGCUCCGGCGAACCCUCUCUUGGCCCCUUACCGAGCCUCCCCGGUACUCCUCUCACGCGCCACAACCUCGCUUCUCUGAGAUCCCUCGUCAUCAACCCUUCGACGCCGAUCUCCUUGAUCGCCUCCGUCUUCGAAGCCCUAAGUCGCCAUCUCGAGCACGGCCGCGACCCCCUCCUGCUACCGCACGCCCUCAAGCUCCUCUCCGAGCUCGCCUCCCACCGCCCUGGCCUCCCGCGCGCCGUCUUCGACUGCGUGCGCUCGCGCCUGUUCUCGUCCGAGUCGGCGCGCGCCGCGGCCGAGUCCCUCGACGCCCUUGCGCUCGUAGCGGAGCGAGAUGAAUCCCUUUCUUCUUCCUUGGGUGGCCAGUUCGAUAGCUUCUUCGUCUCGCUCUGCUUCGAUCGCUCCGUGUCUGUGCGGCGAUGGCUUCUCCGAAACGCCGAGAGGUUCGGUGUUGGGCCUCACGUGCUGAUCACCGUGUUCCUAGGGUUCACGAAGGAUCCGUAUCCAUGCGUCAGGGAAGCUGCUUUGGACGGAUUGGUCAAUCUAAGCAAGUCGAGUGUUUUUGAGGAUCGUGGUCUUGUUGAAGGAUGCUAUAAUCGUGCCGUGGAGCUCUUGGGGGAUGUGGAAGAUUGUGUAAGGUGUGCUGCUGUUCGAACGGUCAGUGACUGGGGGCAUAUUCUUGUAGCAUCUAUGCAGGGGACAGAAAAGAGAGAGCAGUCAGAUGCAAUAUUUAUCCAGCUUUGUUCUAUGGUCAGAGAUAUGAGUAUGGAGGUUAGGGUUGAAGCAUUUGUUGCCCUUGGGAAGACACAAACCGUUUCUUUGAAGAAUCUGUUACAAAGCUUAUCUAAGAAGGUCCUAGGUAGUAUGAAAGAGAAGAGAUCUGUGUGUCAAUUGACAGGACCAAUUGAACUGUCCGCAUCAAGUGUUGCAGGUGCUUUAGUGCAUGGCUUUGAAGAUGAAUAUUAUGAGGUCCGAAGGUCUGUUUGCGACUCCAUGCGAAGGUUAUGCAUGAUUUCUUCUGAAUUUUCUGGUGAGGCUAUAAAUUUGUUGAUGGAUAUGCUAAAUGACGAUUCAGUGAUCGUCCGCUUAAAAGCUUUGGAAACGAUGCGUCAUAUGGCAACCUGUGAUCAUCUUAGUUUGGAAGUAAUGCACAUGCACAUGUUCCUUGGAACUCUUGUUGAUAAAAAUGAAUUGGUACGAGCUGCAGUGAGGAAAGUACUUAGAUUUGUGAAGUUGCGCGAUCUGGAGCUUUUUAAAUUAUCUGUUAAUGGCCUUAUAGAGAAUCUGGAGACAUAUCCUCAGGAUGAAGUUGACAUAUUCUCGGUACUCUUCCAUGUUGGUCAACGGCAUGGGAACUUUGUAGCUUGCUUUAUCCAUGAAGUUUUUCAUGAGAUGGAGCCUUCUUCUGAUGGCAAGUUGAGCUUUGAUUGUGCCAGAGUAGCUGCUUUGCUUGUAUUAUCCAUCUCGGCCCCUAUCUUUGCUGAACAAAAUAUUGGUGAAAUUCCUCCGAGAGUUUUUUCUUAUGCAGUUACCCUUUUGGGGAGGAUCUCUCAUGCUGUUGGGGAUGUUACUAGUCAAAAUGCCCUAUUCGCAUAUUUUUCUCAGGGAAGUAGUUGCAUGGAAGAUAACAUUUCUGAAUAUGGAGAGCAGAUAUUAGCGAAUAUGGGUAAAGAUGGGGCUGCAAGUUUAGCUAGCAACGAGAUAAAUGAUCUUGAUCAGUUUCCUCUGGGGGAAGCUAGCUUUGAGCACACGAAGACGUAUGCCCGGAAAUUCUGGCAGCCAACGGAGGAACCAAAGUUAACUGCAGAACAGCUACAGAUUCAUGAUGAUUUGACUGAGUCCCUGAAUGGUAUCUUUACCAAGGUCAAAGCCAUCUGGCACUUGGUAAAAGCAGGUUUUACAAAUGAAGUAUUGAAGAUUUUAAGGGUUUGUGAGGAAGAGCUGGAGACACUAGAGACAAAAUGCAUGGGUUCUCCAGCAUUAGCAUUCACUUUGCAAUAUAUAAGGGCUUUGAAGUUGCUUGCUAGCGUUUGGUCCUAUUUUCAUCCCACCUUUGGUCAGUGUUGUAGAGUAGUUGGUCAGCUGGACAUUCUACUGGUAAAGCUAGAGAGGACACUCAGGGAUAUGAAGUGCAGGUUCACAGGGUUGUCUAAAGAAGAUGAGUUGUACCUCAUGGAGCUUACAAGUGUUUCCUUGACAUUGAAUUUAUCAAUAUUAAUGACAGGCUGCAGCUAUAUUGUUAAUUUGAAAAGGCUAGCAGCUGUAUUGUCACAGGUGGAGUGCCUUCAACAAGAACUUGGUGUUGAGCCAUCUUCUUUCCUAUCUGAACUGAAGAAGUCAAUGCCUGAUAUUCAUUCUGCUGCAGGCAGCAUGUUUUCCCUUCCCCAUUUCUUAGGGAAGAUGCUUGAUGCUUUCUCUCUUAAGCAAUUUGAGCUCUCAAGAACACUCCUGAGCUUAUUUGCAGAAAUUACUGUCCCUGAUAAUGAUUCAGAAAACCCUAUUCAUUUUAUUCAUGGUUUACCUGUUGGUAUACGACUAGAGAUUACUUUGCGCAACAUCUCCAGGGAGAAUAGACUGUGGCUAGAGAUGACGAUGGGAAAAGAGUCAAAGCAGUUUAUCUUUCUGGACCUGAAGUUGUUUGGAGGAUCCAAUGAGUUGAGGAAAGUGACCUAUUUUGCUACCUAUUACAAAACUCCAAAAGCAGUGUCAUUCUCCUUGAGAGUUUGUAUUGGAGUGGCAUGUCUCCCUGAUGAUAUUCAUGCAGGCAUGAAUAAUGGGGGACCAAAACGUGAAUUGACUUAUCUUUCUCCUGAAAGAGAAGUCUACUUUUCUGCUGAAUCUCAGAAGUUAACUUGAGCAAUCGAGGUGUUAGACCAUUAUUGUCAAAGCAUGUGCACCGUGUGAAUAUCGUCUUCAUCAUCAAGAGCAGCACUAGGCGCUGCUAUCAUAUUUAGACUCUGGGAAGCUUCUAAAUGAGCAACAAGAAGUUCAUUUCUUAGAGACGUAUGUUUAACCUUACAUUACAUCUGUUGAAUUGCUUGUUAAUUCACAGUAUGCAAUUUCAAGUACAGAAGAUUUUAGACUAAGAUUGUAGAUCCUGUCCUGUAAGUUGUCUAUUCUGGCAGUUUGUGACUAAUCCAUUAUAGGGAUAUGAACAACAUUGAUGGUAGAUAAAGGAGAGGAAUUAUCUCCAAGAAUCAAGGCAAAGGUAGAGUAAGCAAAGAUGUCUAGGUUGCAAGAGCAUGUAUUAGGUAUGAGUUUGAAGUUGAUUUUGAUGAUGAUAGAUUUGUGGCAGAUUUGGGAGGGAGGACAAGUGAUUGUAGACAGUGGGAUAUCUCAAGAAUACACUGUAGCCAUAUGUAUUAAUUACGUGAAGUACGAGGUUAAUCAUUAUGUUGAUGAUUGUUUGAAGAAAGAUGCAUACGAAAAUGUUACCAAUUUUUAUUGCCAACAUUGAAUGGGAAGAAAUAUGUGGCUAGUGUCCACUGAAGAGCUGAUGUUGCCUCCUCCAUUCAGAAAGCUUCCAGGGAGGCCCAGGAAAGAGUGCAAUAAUUCCAAAGGGUGAAAAGGGGAGACCAAGAAAACAUCUGAGACCAGCCAAGGUGGAAGGGACAAUCUAGCAGACAAGCAGAUACUAAUACAAGAACUGGAGCUGUCAGUUCCCAAUCCAAUGUUAGUCGAUCUGAGAGAUAAAA